AAUUUAUUGGGAUCCAGAUAAUAUUAUAUUUCAAACAAAACCUGUACCGCUUCUACGAGUCAAACCAAAAGAUGAAAUUAUUUUUAUUUGUGCACAAGAAUCAAUUUACAUAUUAUGGACUUAUGAAUUCAAAGUAUUUGAAUCAUGUUCAAUGUGGUUAAAUGACAAUUUGAUGGUGAAUCUUUUAUUAAAAUGUCCGGAUAAAUCAAGCCGAAAAUUACAAAUGCGUCAAAGUACUACUAUUCAUCAUUUAUCAAAAGAUAAAUUUAAUUUGAAAAACACUUCAAAGAAUUCAUUUUUUAUCAAUAAUUAUUCAAGUUUAAUGAGAAAUAAAUCAACUGGUAAAAAUAAUUUUGUCCAAUUAAAUAAUAAAUAUUUUGAACAUUCUACAAAAAUAUUCAACAAACGAUCAUCAUCAUCAUCAUCGUCACAUUUAAAGUCAUUCACUUCAGCACAUUCUCCAUUAAUGGAUCGUAAGAAACAUCCAUCACAAUUUACAUUACUAGUGGAAGAAUUAACAUGGGCCAAUGGAAAUCCAAGUUUUCCUGUAAAUCGUCCAGUUUAUUUUCUUGCUCAACCUAGUAUAUGCCAGUCAAGAAAUAUGAGAUUGGGAAUUGUGAACGGAGACUUCACUGGAUUACUAGCUGAUCCAUAUGUGAAUCGAUUUCAUGCAUUUUGGUUGACAAAUUAUUCAAGUCUUAUUCCAUUACAAAAAGAUAAUUCAUCAUUGAUAUCAAAAUCAGACUUAAAUAAUAAUGAUGAUCAAAGUGUACAGAAAAAUAUUUCACCAAAUAACAAACAUAGCAUAUGCUCAGCUAAUUCAUCUUCAUCACUAACUCUGUCUAUUAUUGUAAAUGGUUACUUUCAAAAUUUACUAAUCAUUAUUCUACUAGGUUAUGAAUUUUUAUAA
This is a messenger RNA of Schistosoma turkestanicum, 910 nucleotides long. The record is from the annotation of a GenBank genome assembly. NCBI's taxonomy places the organism in Eukaryota, Metazoa, Platyhelminthes, Trematoda, Strigeidida, Schistosomatidae.